AUGGGUGUUUUUAAUCGAUUUUAUUUUCUGGGUAAACCAUUAGCUCUUUGUGGCACUGCUGGCUUUCUAUGGGCACAAUUAAAUAAUGACAACGAUAUCGAUAAAGAAAAAUUAAAAUUAACUAUCAAUCAAGCUGAUCUUAUUUGCCAAGGAUUUAAAGAGAAACAAGGAAUUCCAGGUGUUAGUAUCGGUGUAACAAUGCAUGGCUCAUUUGUGUGGAGAAAAGGUUAUGGCCUAGCUGAUAUUGAACAACGAGUUCCAUGUACGCCUGAUACAGUUAUGCGUAUUGCAAGUAUUAGCAAAACAUUUACAGCUACACUCGCAGCACAAUUUGUAGAAAAAGGAAAAUUGAAUUGGAAUGAUAAAAUUGAUAAAUAUCAUCCUGAUUUACCAAAAUUUUUAUUUGAAAAUGUACCUGUUUCAAUUACUGUUCGUCAAUUAGCUUCACAUACAAGUGGUAUUCGUCACUAUUGGAAAAAAGGUGAUCCAGAAACAGAUGCUGAAUUCAAUCUUCCAGAGUAUUAUAUAGCUCGUCCAUUUCCAACCGUAACUGAAUCUCUAUCACUCUUCGUUAAUGAUGAAUUAUUGCACAAGCCUGGUACAACAUGGCUGUAUACAACGCAUGGUUAUACAUUAUUAAGUGCUAUAUUAGAACGUAUUUCAGAUGAUAAACAUUCAUAUGCUGAACUUCUCAAUGAUUUAAUUACUAAACAACUUGAUUUACGUAAUACAAAACUUGAAUAUCCAGACGAAAUUGUACCGAAUCGAAGUCGUUAUUAUUGGCGUCGGUCAUUAAAAGAAGGUUUAAGAAAUGUUGCCUAUGUUGAUUUAUCAUAUAAAUGGGCAGGUGGUGGAAUACUAUCAAAUGUAACUGAUCUUCUUCUUUAUGCUAAUAAUCUUUUACAAUGUCGUCAAACAAAAUUAGUAAGUUCUGACAGCAAUAAGCAAUUAUUGAAAAGUGAAACCAUUCGAGAAUUAUGGUCACCAAUAGUGGCAACAAAUAGAAAAAAUACUUCUUAUGGUUUAGGAUGGAUGAUUGCGAAAGAACAACCAUCUUCUAUCAAUCAAUGUAGUAUCCCAUCUCAUAUUUAUCAUACAGGUGGUGCUGUUGGAGCGACAUCAAUAAUUCUUAUCAUUCCAUGUUCAAAUAAUUGUUCGAAUCCUCGUUGUGGUAUAUGUAUAUCUAUUUUAACAAAUCUUCAAAGUGCUCGAGAAAUUUAUCAAACCGCAUUAGACAUUGCUUUACUUUUUCGUCAUGUUUCAUCGUGUUCGAAUGACUCUAAACUGUGA
Rotaria socialis is the source of this 1290-nucleotide messenger RNA. NCBI's taxonomy places the organism in Eukaryota, Metazoa, Rotifera, Eurotatoria, Philodinida, Philodinidae. The record is from the annotation of a GenBank genome assembly.